AUGCCAGAACCUCUGCUCACGUCGAUUGUCGCUGGAAGCACGGCAGCCGUGUUCCAGACAACAGUAUCGUAUCCGUUUGAGUUUCUCAAAACGGGACUGCAAUUGCACCGGUCGUUGCCGGGCAUGCCACCUUUCCAAAUGAUGCACCAGAUAAAAACCUAUUUCGCAGGUUGCGCUGCUCUCAACGUUGGCACAUUACUGAAAACAGCCACAAGGUUCACCACGUUCGAAAGCGCUUGCGAGCUGCUUCGUGACAAAGAAAAUACGUCGCAACCGAUCAGUGGGCCGCGUUUACUGGCAGCCGGUGUCAUCACAGGGUUCAUGGAAUCAAUUCUAGUGAUUCCGUUCGAAAACAUCAAAACAACAAUGAUCGAAAACGCUCUGAGGUCCCAGCCUGCAGAAAUACCUUCGAAGACCGCAAAAGACACAAGGCCAACGUUCCAUGCCGCCAAGCAGCCCUCUCUACACCCACGCCAAAAAUGGUUCUUGCAUUACGAAUCUCACCCAUCCACGCACUUUUUCUCUACCAUCCAGGAAAUUUACCGCACAAGAGGCAUACGCGGAUUUGCCCAGGGCUCUGUAUGUACCAUAAUUCGCCAAACUUCCAAUUCCGCCGUCCGUUUCACCACUUACACUGCGCUCAAACAACUGAUAUCGCCUACCAAACCGCUCAACGAGUACUACGCGUUUGCCUUGGGAGUUGCUUCUUCCUGCGCAGUCGUUGCCGUCACACAGCCUAUUGAUGUGGUUAAGACUCGCAUGCAAUCAAAGUACGCAUGGCGUCACUACAAAAACUCUCUCAACUGUGCAUACAGAACCUUUGUCGAAGAAGGCAUCACAAAGCUUUGGAAGGGCUGGGCACCGAGGCUCGUUAAAGUAGGCCUCUCCGGCGGUGUUUCUUUCGGCGUGUUUCAGUACGUUGAAAACCUCAUGAACUCAAUGGACAAAGCAGCUAGCAUGGGUCACAACUAA
Lachancea sp. 'fantastica' is the source of this 972-nucleotide messenger RNA. The record is from the annotation of a GenBank genome assembly. NCBI's taxonomy places the organism in Eukaryota, Fungi, Ascomycota, Saccharomycetes, Saccharomycetales, Saccharomycetaceae.